Molecule: messenger RNA, 2767 nt
Organism: Siniperca chuatsi (mandarin fish)
Lineage: Eukaryota; Metazoa; Chordata; Actinopteri; Centrarchiformes; Sinipercidae
Product: haloacid dehalogenase-like hydrolase domain-containing 5
Exons: 8
Coding region: 670-1995 (441 amino acids)
Biological process (GO): glycerophospholipid biosynthetic process
Cellular component (GO): mitochondrion
Source: RefSeq, a predicted model, not a curated record
UAAAACGCAGAGGCUUUCGUUUAGUGCAUGUUGGGUAAAAUGGAAGGGGGGUUGUGCAGAACGGAUCAGAUUUCUCUGUAAAAUUCCUUCUGGUUCCUUGCUGCAAAAGUAGCCACCCUGAAAAUGAGUGCAGACUGCUGCAUGUGACACCAGUGGAUAAACCAAACUGGUUUUAUGUCGUAAAGUCGAGGAGUAAAAAUGGAGAAUUAAAUCUUAAGGUCUCAUCGGUAUCCAUGUUGUGCCUCGUGCUGCAAACAAAUGACCCACCAUGGAGUAUACAUUCAUAGGAAAUCUGUGAUGAUCAGAUGAACAGUGUAGCUCAGAGUAAUAGUGAGCUCGUGUAGCUACUGCUGCAGCGCUGUCCUGUGAUUCAUGGAGGGGCUCGUGCGUGGAAGAAAUGGAAAACUCCACCUCGGUGUCUAAAAUGGCAGCGGGGGUUGCACUGCAGAUGCAGCUCCACAGCUCCUUCCGGCAGCGAUGCAGCAAGAGACACUCCUCCUCCUCACAUGUCGUCAUCUUGUGUCGACCAGUCAAAUUAUAGGCGAGAAAAUAGCUGAGAAACAACAAGCCGAAUAGCCAGUGCGGCCGGAGCGAGCCGGCUCAUGCUUCAUGCGGGCUCGUUUUGAAUUACAUUCUUUUCUCUUUUUAACCCGGUGAUAAAUAAAGGAGAUGAGGGGACUCCUGCCGUUUUACCGGGGUCUGCACACCCUGAGUAACCGUCAAGCCAGACGAAAAGCUGGGAUUGUCGGUUCUCGGUGCGGGUUUUGCGGAACUCAGUCUAAUAGCAAGCCACAGCCGAGCUUUGGGCUGUUGUUUGACAUUGAUGGCGUGCUUGUCCGGGGACGGAUGCCAAUCCCUGCUGCAAAAAAGGCUUUCGAGAAGUUGGUCGACUCUCAGGGACAGUUUGUGGUGCCAGUCGUUUUUGUCACAAAUGCAGGGAAUUGCCUCCGACAAACAAAAGCAGACCAGCUCUCUCACAUCCUGGGAGUGCCUAUUACACAAGAUCAAGUCAUCAUGUCCCAUAGUCCCCUGAGGAUGUUUAAGAAGUUUCAUGACAAGUGUGUGCUGGUGUCAGGACAGGGGCCAGUCCUGGAAAUUGCUAAAAAUGUGGGUUUUAUGAAUGUUGUCAGUAUUGAUAUGCUGAGGGAAUCAUUCCCAUUGCUGGACAUGGUGGAUCACAACAGGAGACCCAAACUGCCGUCCACUCCUCUUGGUAACCUUCCUAAGGUUGAAGCUGUGAUUCUGUUCGGGGAGCCAAUUCGAUGGGAGACCAACCUGCAGCUGAUAACUGACGUUUUGUUGACCAACGGUAACCUCAACAGUGUCCACCAAACCCAAAAGAUGCCUCACCUCCCCCUGCUGGCCUGCAACAUGGACCUCAUGUGGAUGGCUGAGGCACAUUCUCCACGGUUUGGCCAUGGGACAUUUCUUGUGUGCCUAGAGAACAUCUAUAAGAAGAUAACGGGCAAAGACCUGAAGUAUGAUGCUCUCAUGGGUAAACCCAGUGAGCUGACCUACCAUUUUGCAGAGUACCUCAUCAGAAGCCAGGCCAUGCAGAGGAAAUGGAAACUUCCCAUCACUUCCCUUUAUGCUAUAGGGGAUAACCUUAUGACGGACAUCUAUGGCGCCAAUCUAUACAAUCGCUACCUGGAGGAGAGAGUUGCUAGAAAGAACCCCAAAGCGGUUGCUAAGAUGGUGACCGCCACAGGGUCCACCACUGCGGUACCCCAGGAGGAGGAGAUCGACAACCUGUGGGAGAGCGAGCUAGCGCCGCCCUCUGCCACUUCGUGUAAGUCCGUCCUAGUCUGCACAGGGGUUUACAACCCCAACGCAGAGGUGCCGUCUGAUGCAAAUCACUGCAUCAAAGAGACUGUGUUCCACGGGCACCGGGACUUCAGAUUCGACCCUGCACUGGUGGAGCCGGGCCACAUUGUGCAGGAUGUGGCAGAAGCUGUUGACCUCAUCUUUGAGCAGGAGAAGUUUGUGCUUCAGUAGAGUUUUGAGUCAACAGGUUUUGUGUGAUCAUGGAGGUCCUAGUAGUGGGGGGAGGAGCCUGUAGGAGUCUAACACUGUGGAUGUUGUUUAACCACCUGACAGGGCAUUGACAAAAUAUGGGUCAUCUUCUAAACUUUUAACGUUGAGACAAACUUUAGAGAAAAUUAAUCACGUAACUGUUACUGUAAACCACUCUUUUAUAUUGUUUUUUUUGUGAUAGUCUUUAAUUACCUGUUUUUCAUUUAGGAAAAGUGUAAGAACUGCCUUAUUUGACCCUACUAAGUAUUUUUUGAGAUGAUAGUAAUGUUUUAGAUAGCUACAAAUCCUGAAAUCAUCCUAUAUUUAUUACAAGAAUUUACCAGUGUUUUUAAGAAGCAUAUUCAGAUAACAUUUGACCUCUAUUCUCAAGGUGACUUUUUAUUAUUUCAUUUGUUUACCCAUUUAUCCUGGACAAUCUAUGCAUGAAUAUGAGAGUAAUACUUUUACUGUAAAAACAACUGUUUGAUGUGCAAUAUUGUCCUCUGUCUGCAUUUUGUCUAGUUGUGAGAGCCUUGACCAGUAUUUGCACAUAACAUCUUUGUUAAAUGUUACCAUAUUUUCUUCUUUUAUGCUUUCCAAUUUUAAUUCCAGAAGCAAAAGCUAACUAGACAUUCAUUUAGCUACAAGUACAAUGCCAAUCAAAAGCUUUUACCACCCCAUGUUUGACCAUUUGUAGUAAUUCACUCAUUGUAAAUACCGUAACUUAAGAAAAUAUAAGGAAUAGUUCCACCCA